AUGGGAACCGACAUUUUUGUAGACUUUACACUUGGGGAAACGCUGCCUUUAAAUAGCAUUCUUCGGCGCUCUCAAUGGACUGAUUGUUGUCUGCUAGUACGACAAAGCUACAAGCGAGAACAGCUGCAGCAAAAGGGAAUAUUAGGAUGA
This is a messenger RNA of Plasmopara halstedii, 150 nucleotides long. RefSeq lists its product as uncharacterized. The record is from RefSeq and is a predicted model, not a curated record. Bases 1 to 150 code for a protein of 49 amino acids. The transcript is spliced from 2 exons. Lineage: Eukaryota; Oomycota; Peronosporomycetes; Peronosporales; Peronosporaceae.